This is a messenger RNA of Cercocebus atys (sooty mangabey), 2822 nucleotides long. RefSeq names its product NUT family member 2F (gene NUTM2F). The record is from RefSeq and is a predicted model, not a curated record. NCBI's taxonomy places the organism in Eukaryota, Metazoa, Chordata, Mammalia, Primates, Cercopithecidae.
UCAUCAAGAGUGGGAAAGAGCCAAAGUGGGAAGGAGCAUGAGUUGAAUGGCACAAAAGUAGGUCUGUUGAUAAACAAUGAAGUAAAGGGGACAUCAGGUACAAGUUUUCGCUGUGAGUCAGAAGGACAAUUUAAAAGUUGCCUAAAGGGGCCCACACCGUCUGUGUUGCUGCCAUCCAGUUGGAAGGGAAACUCAGGUUCUUGCCUACUGGCCAGAGCUCUUCACAGAAUGUCCCCCACCCUUGCCAAGCCCAGCUGCCCACCGCCCCUCCCCCUCUGCAGAAUGUCUGGGGUCCUAUGUUCCAAGCUAUUUACAUUCAAAUUUUCCCUGCUCCACUUGGACUCAGGAGCAUCUGCUGAGCCAGGUCACUCUCUGGGUCCUGCCCUUGACUUUUCUCAUUGUGGAAACUGCCAGACAGCGGUGGUCAGUGCCUAGCCUGAGGGGAUGGCUUCAAAUGGAGCAUACCCAGUGGUGGGACCGGGCAUGACCGUGAACCCUGGCGCCUCCCUGUCUGUGUUCACAGCUCUGCCCUUCGCCACACCCGCUCCCGGCCCAGCACAUGGGCCACCCCUCGUGACUGCAGUGGUUCCUCCAGGUGGCCCUCUGGUGCUGUCUGCCUUCCCCAGCACACCUCUGGUGGCAGGACAGGAUGGCCGCAGCCCAAGUGGGGCCGGGGCUUCCAACGUCUUUGUCCAGAUGAAGACAGAAGUGGGGCCUGUGAAGCCCCCUCAGGCACAGACCUUGGUCCUAACUCAGGACCCCCUCGUCUGGCAGGUUCCAGGCGCCCUCUGCGGAGGUGUCGUGUGUCCACCUCCCCUACUCCUGGCAGCUGCUCCUGGGGUGCCCAUUACAUCUGCCCAGGUGGUUGGGAGCGCCCAGGCCUGUGAGGGAGGCUGGUCCCAGGGCCUUCCUAUUCCACCACCACCACCGGCUGCCCAGAUGCCCCCCAUCGUGUCCCACGCUGGGCCAUGGCCGGAAGGGGCUCAUGGAGAGGGCAGCCUGGCUCCCUCCCAGGCCAAGGCCCCGCCGGACAACUCCUGUAACCCCAAGAGUGUCUAUGAGAACUUCCGACUCUGGCAGCGCUACAAGCCCCUGGCCCGGAGGCACCUUCCCCAGAGUCCUGACACCGAAGCGCUUUCCUGCUUCCUCAUCCCAGUUCUCCGAUCCGUGGCCCGGCGGAAGCCCACCGUGACGCUGGAGGAGGGACUGUGGCGGGCCGUGCGCGAAUGGCAGCACACGAGCACCUUUGACCGGAUGAUCUUCUACGAGAUGGCGGAAAAGUUCCUGGAGUUCGAGGCUGAGGAGGAGAUGCAGAUGCAGAAAGCACAGUGGAUGAAGGAGACCCAGAGCCUGCCUCCUCCAGCCCCGCCGAGGCUUGAACCUCAAGGAUCCCCGGCCCCUGAGGUGGCCAAGCAGCCAGUGUACCUUCCCAGCAAGGCUGGCCCCAAGGCCCCGCCUGCCUGCCUGCCACCACCCAGGCCCCAGCAACCAGCAGAGACCAAGGCCCGCCUGCCACCACCCAGGCCCCAGCAGCCAGCAGAGACCAAGGUCCCUGAGGAGAUCCCCCCUGCAGUGGUGCAGGAGUAUGUGGACAUCAUGGAGGAGCUGCUGGGGUCUCACCUUGGGGUCACAGGGGAGCCUGAGGGACAAUGUGAAGAUGGCGAAGUGGAGCAGCCACAGGAAGAGGAUUGGACGCCCCCAGACCCGGGCCUCCUGAGCUACAUUGACAAGCUGUGUUCCCAGGAAGACUUUGUCACCAAGGUGGAGGCCGUCAUUCACUCCCCAUUCCUGGAAGAACUGCUUUCCCCAGAUCCACAGAUGGAUUUAUUGGCCCUAAGCCAGGAGCUGGAGAAGGAGGAAGAACUCACACUUGCCCAGCUAGUGGAGAAGCGCCUCCUAUCCUUGAAGGAGAAACGGCGUGUGAGGGCAGCCCCUAGUCAUGGCACGGCCUGUUUGGACUCAAGUCCUUCUAAGUUUGCAGCUCGCCAAGGAGCAGAGAGAGACGCCCCUGACCCCCAACAAGGGACCGGCAUGGAAACCUGCCCACCCCAGACGGCUGCCCAGGUCCCUCAGGGACAGGCUAGAGUGUGCACCGGCAUGGCCAGGUCCAAAGACCCUGCGGUGCUUUUGGGAUGUCAGGAUUGCCCUGGGCUGAGGGCUGCCCAGCCAACCUCUCCUCUCGAGGACCACAGACCCACCUGCCCCAGCCUGGGAACCAAGGACACCUUGGAUCUCCCCGGAGCCUCUCCUGUUAAGGAGUCACACAGGCUGGCUAAGGGGUCAAGUGAGGAGAGGGAACUCCCUGGCAUGGUGUAUGUCGUGGGUUCCCACCACAGGCUGCGGCCCUGGAGGCUAUCCCAGAGCCCUGUCCCUUCCUCAGGCCUUCUCAGCCCGGGAGGGCGGGGACCCCAGGGAGCUCUUCAGUCGCCAUCUGCUCAGAGAAGAGGCCUCAGCCCAGCACCCUCUCCUGUUACCAAGUCCAAGAAGCGACUUCUCUUCGGAAGCCCAUCCCCUGCUGAAAAGAUGCCCGACCCAGGGCCUGGGCUCAGGGUCUCUGGGGAGCAAUCCCUGGCUCCAGGGCUGGGUGGCCCCUCACAGUCUCAAAAGAGAAGGGGUGGCCCCUUGGUCUCCAGGAGGAAGAAAAAGCGGCAUUGUAGCCAGUAGGGGCCGCUGCGGGGCAGGCUCUCUGGUGCCAGUCCCCAAGGGUGGGGCUCGGAACUCUCGGACCCUCAUGGCAGCAGGUGCCCCAAAGCAAAGGCUGCUUCUCCCCCAGUGCUGAUCUUGCUGGGCCUUAGCUUUGGAGGGUGGAGGAGGGAGGGGAG